Molecule: messenger RNA, 1520 nt
Organism: Triticum dicoccoides
Lineage: Eukaryota; Viridiplantae; Streptophyta; Magnoliopsida; Poales; Poaceae
Product: phenolic glucoside malonyltransferase 1-like
Exons: 1
Coding region: 43-1392 (449 amino acids)
Source: RefSeq, a predicted model, not a curated record
CUCCAGCAUCAGACUCCUCGCAGACCUGCUAGUGCUCGCCCGAUGGCUCGCCUCCUGCGCACCUCCCUCGUCGCGCCCUCGCCGGCCGGCGCCGCGCUCCACGAGCGCUCUCUCCCGCUCACCUACCUAGACGCGCUGUGGCUCCACGCCACGCCCGUCGAGCGCGUCUUCUUCUACCCCAACGCCACCAGCGACGUCCUCUCCAACCUCACGGACUCCUUGUCCAAUGCACUCGCCGCAUUUUACCCUCUUGCCGGCCGCCUCCGCCUCACCCCCGGCGCGCACAACCGCUACGAGCUCCACUGCCAGCCGGGCGACGGCGUCACCUUCACCGUCGCCGAGUACCACCACGUCGGCUUCGACGAGCUUGCCACGGACGAACCUACGGAGGUUGCCAAGAUCGUGCCGCUUGUGCCGCCGCUGCCCGAAGGCGGCGCGGUGCUCGCUGUGCAGGCCACCGUGCUGCGCGGCGGCCUCGCUAUCGGCGUGACCGUUCACCACGCCGCGUGCGACGGGGUGUCCUCGACGCACUUCCUCCGCACCUGGGCCUGGGCUGCGGCAGCCUGCAGCGGAGCGAGCGCGCCUGUGCCGCCCUUCGUCGACCGCUCCAUCAUCCGCGCACGAGACGACCUGUACGACGCUUUCACAGCGCCCAGGCUGUCCAGCAACGACGACGACGACGGUGGGAAACCCCCCGAUUCGCCCGUCGUCCAGCAGCUCCUCGCCACGUUCACACUGUCCAAGGAGCACCUGCAGAGCAUCAAAGAAGCGGUCGCCGGCGAGGCGGAACGCCGUGGCGUGCCGCUGCCUCGCGCCACAUCGAUCAUCGCGGCGUUCGGCUUCAUCUGGCAAUGCUACGUCCGAGCUAAACCGGGCACCGACGGCAAGGCAGGGUCGUCCUGCGGCGGCCGUGCCUACUUCCUCUUGCCCGCGGACCACCGGACGCGGCUGGAGCCGCCCGUCCCGGACGAGUACCUCGGGAACUGCCUCGGUCCGUGCAUCGCUUUAGCGCCCAGGAGGGAUGUCGCUGCCGCCGGCGCGGACGGUCUGUUCACCGCGUGCGCGGCGAUCGCGACGGCCAUCGACGGAGUGGUGCGCAGCGGGCCCGGCUGCUGGGACGGGUGGAUGGAGCGCAUCAUCGAGGCGUACACCGCGGGCGACUUACCGCUAACAGUCGCAGGGUCGCCGAGGUUCCGCGUGUACGACACAGACUUUGGGUUCGGACGGCCGGCAAAGGUGGAUGUCGUGUCGGUGGCGAGGACCGGCGCGAUGUCCGUGGCAGAGGCACGCAGCGGCGGCGGCGGGGUGGAGGUGGGCAUCUCUUUGUCGGCGGGUGCCAUGGAGCGUUUCAACGAGUGCUUUGCCGAUGCCAUCGCGUCCCUUUCGUCGUAGGAGUAUGUAUAAGAUGUUUGGUUAUGUUCUGUAAUAACUGCUGCUUACAAAGUGAAUCAGUGAUGUUUCUGUGAUGGCAUGGUUUGACAGCGAAACGAGUCAUGGGGAAUGAGCAGAGUGGUUGCUUC